Messenger RNA from Colletotrichum phormii, 2601 nucleotides. Its product is annotated as topoisomerase II-associated protein PAT1. Gene Ontology annotation, biological process: deadenylation-dependent decapping of nuclear-transcribed mRNA; P-body assembly. Gene Ontology annotation, cellular component: P-body. Bases 1 to 2601 code for a protein of 866 amino acids. Gene Ontology annotation, molecular function: RNA binding. Lineage: Eukaryota; Fungi; Ascomycota; Sordariomycetes; Glomerellales; Glomerellaceae. The transcript is spliced from 2 exons. The record is from RefSeq and is a predicted model, not a curated record.
AUGUCUUUUUUCGGUUUCGACCCGACACGCCCUGCUAGCCACAACACGGCGGCACCAGGCUUCUCGCAGACCCACGAUCCUUUCGCCGGCCUUUCUCGCGGCGAUGCCGAGGACGACGACGCUGUCGAGUUCGACGAUACGUACGAUGGACUAGGCGACCAACUCGAGGAGAGCGGUGAUGCUUUCAACGAUGACACGUUCGGAGGCGGUGGCCCGGCUACCAUCUCGAAUGCUUCUGUUGGAAAGGACUUCGACUUCUUUGGCCAAACUGCAAAGGUGUCUGACGCCAUCGAGGAGGAGCAGGUCCGCUACAGCCGUCAAGUUCCAGCCGCCAAGCCUGCUCCCGCACCUGUGCCCGUCCAGCAGCAUUACCAGCAGGCCCAGCCUCCGCAGCAAUACUACUAUCCUCAGAGUCAGCAGGCCCCCAGACCUGUUCGCACUGGCUAUGAGAAGUACAAGGAUGCGGAACCCAUUCCCGACUUACACGUCGAUGCGUCGCUCUGGGGCAUGCCUUCAAAGAAGAAUGCUAUUCCAGAGCCUUCCCCGAAGCCGCAGGCUAUCCCGUCCGCCAGCAGGAAGGUCAUGAGUCUGGAGGAGGUGGAGAAGGCAAUGCGAGAGCAAGCCACCCAACGAACCCCUCAGCCAGCCUUCUCGGAAUCUGCGCCGCCCGCUCAGGGCUACCCCGGCCCUGAGUACGGCUACAGACGACCCGAACCUACCCAACAGCAGUCCUUCCAGGGCGCCGAACAUCACCAGCAGCGUGGUGGUCAGCCUCACCAGCAUCCUGGCCAUGGACAUCCCGUACAGAUUCUGCAGAGACCUCAGUCCAUCACCUCCAAGCCGACCCCGCCCAUUCAAGGCACUCCCAGCCCGCUCGCUCAGCCUCCUCACUCCCAAGCCCCGCCUUCGCAGCCGACUCAGAUUCUCCAGAACCCGAACAGACUCUCAGGCGACGCCGCGCGGCUUGGCGCUCAUGGCCCUCAAGCUCAUCACCAGGCCCAUGGACACCAAGGACACCGUUCGCAAGGCUCUAUGGGACGUGUUCCGUCCGCCAAUCAGCAGCAGCAACAGCAGCAACAGCAACAGCAGCAACAGCAGCAACAGCAACAGCAUCUUGCACAUCUGUCGGAGGACGAAAAGGCCGCCUACCUUGACCAAGAAACCAAACGUGCUAAGCGCAAUCACAAGAUUUGGCUCCUGUCUAAGGAUAACGGCCUUAUGACACCCCAAGACAAGAACUUCGUUACACGUAUUCAGCUGCAGCAACUCGUCUCGGCCACUGGAAACCCUAUCGACAAUACCAACGAUGAUUCUUUGACUGAGGACUUCUACUACCAGGUUCUGAGCCAGAUCCGUGGCGGCCAACGUCAGAACCCGAACCAGCCGUUGAAUAACUUUGCUCAAACCUACCUCUUUCAGACCGGCAGUCGCCAGGGCAACAUGAGAAGACAAGGACGGGCAGCAGAGAACCAUGUUCAGCGAAUGGAGCAGCAAGUUCAACGUGCUGUCGAGGCUGCCAAGAACAAGCCCAAGAAUCCACAGCUGGUCAUCGCUGGCAGUCUUGGAAAGAUCUCUUUCAGCAAUGCCAAGACGCCUAAGCCCCUCCUCAACAUCAAGCGAACUGACAGCAGUGGAGAUGCCAACCGUCCUGGCAACGGCAAGCGUCAUGGUGAGUCGAACAACCUGGAUCGCAAGGCCAUCUUGCGAAACAUUGAGAAGGUCUACAACACCAUCAUGAAGAUGGAAGAUCACGCCCGCUUCAUUCCCCCUCCGCCUACAAAUGGAAACGACGAAGAGUUCCUUGCUAAGCAUCAGGAAUGGUUGGAGACGGCCCAAGGCUACAAUGCUCAGCUUUGGAACGAUCUUAAGGUCCAUGAGCCUAUUGGCGCCACCACCCUCCACCCCUUCAUUGCGUUCCUAUCCUUCCCCAAGGGCAAGAAGGCCAUUCCCCGCGUGUUCCGCCACAUCAGCUUCGAGCAGCGCACCACGAUUCUGACCAUGAUCAUCAUCCACCUGGACCAGCUCGAUGUGGUCUAUGGAGCUCAGACUACCGACGGCGAGGUCAGCCUCAAUGCUGCUAUGCGUGAGAGCAUUGAGCUCUUCUCCGCAGCUGUCAUGCCGAGCCUGUUUGCCUACUUUAACGAGACGGAACUGGACAUCGUGACGGGUGUGCUUGGUCUUAUUAGCACCAAGUUGAAUAUUGAUCUCAUUGCCAAGACUCGCGUGGGCUGCUCCAUGCUGACUCUCAUCCUGAGUCGAGCCGAACUUUUGAAGCAAGGUGGCGGAGGUAGCCCUCAGCUGUGGGCUGAGUGGGAGCAAACCUUCAACAUGUUCUUCAACAAGCUCGAGCCUACUCUCCAUCACAUCUUCCCCGGUAGCGUCAAUACCGGAGAAGACGUUGUGGUUUGGCAGCUCCUCGCUGCGGUUGGUGUCAGCGCCAACCCUGAACAGCAGCAACGCCUGGUCCUUGCCGUCAAGGACCGCGUCCUCGACACCGUCGCGCACGCAAAGACACUCCCAGGCGCCAUGGCAACUACUCGGUUGGCCACUGUCAACCUUUUCAUGCACUCCAUUGGUUUGGAUGUCGAAUUGCUUCAGUAA